Amphimedon queenslandica is the source of this 822-nucleotide messenger RNA. RefSeq names its product retinoblastoma-like protein 1. Gene Ontology annotation, molecular function: RNA polymerase II transcription regulatory region sequence-specific DNA binding. The record is from RefSeq and is a predicted model, not a curated record. NCBI's taxonomy places the organism in Eukaryota, Metazoa, Porifera, Demospongiae, Haplosclerida, Niphatidae. Gene Ontology annotation, cellular component: transcription regulator complex; chromatin. Bases 171 to 767 code for a protein of 198 amino acids. Gene Ontology annotation, biological process: negative regulation of G1/S transition of mitotic cell cycle; regulation of transcription by RNA polymerase II; cell differentiation. The transcript has 4 exons.
AAUAGACAAGACUCACUGUACAUGUACAUGUACAUUAGCAGCUGUCAAACUUUAACUCGUAGUACCACAUAAACCUCUUCUUCUCUUCCUGUUUCCUCCAUUAUUACUUGUAGAUAUAUCGGAGUGUGUUGAUACUAAAAGGUUCUAAAUCAUCUCAUACUCAAGACGAUAUGACGGAUUUGGCCCUGCCCACUUCCUGUUCUGAGGAUGAAGGAGAGACUGAUGAAGGGAAAGUCCCUCGGGCGGAGUCUCGUGGUGAUAUCAUUCAAUUUUAUAAUAAAGUAUUUAUCGACCAACUUAAAGAUUUCGUAUUAAAGUUCUCGGAUGAGUCUAAUGAAUUGUUACUGUCUCCUCUUCCUGUUAUAAAGAGAGCGGCUAUGUCACCACGGAAACUGGCAAAAGGACAUCAAAUAUUCAUAUCACCUCUUAAAGAUAGUCAAUCUGCUUUAUCUCCACUUGCUAAAACUUUUGUAGUCAGUAAAAGUCCAGCAUCAGAGUUUCAAGAGUUAAAUAAUGUGAUAGGUUCAUCAGUGAAUAGGAUUACUUGUAAGAGGAAGUUGGACUGUACAUUAGUAUGUACCAGUCCUGGUAUUAAUAGUCCUGCUAAGAGGAGUAACAUUGAGGUAACUAUGGACUCAUCAGUAUGUACUGCAGUAUGUACCACUGGACACUUUAAGUACUUGUUAAUAGUCUCAAUGUGUAGUAGUAUCCUCCAGUGUUUGUUUAUGAAUGGUAUCAUUAUGAGCCUGCAGCAUAGCAACAUGUAGUUACAUGUACAUGAAUGUAAUGUUGUUAUUGUAAUGAACACAUCUUUUCUAUUAC